Messenger RNA from Musca domestica (house fly), 3225 nucleotides. RefSeq names its product ATP-binding cassette subfamily G member 4. Gene Ontology annotation, molecular function: ABC-type transporter activity; ATP binding; ATP hydrolysis activity. The transcript is spliced from 8 exons. Bases 819 to 2897 code for a protein of 692 amino acids. NCBI's taxonomy places the organism in Eukaryota, Metazoa, Arthropoda, Insecta, Diptera, Muscidae. Gene Ontology annotation, cellular component: plasma membrane. The record is from RefSeq and is a predicted model, not a curated record.
AAUGUUCAACGGCAUGACUGACGGUCGCGCGUGGAAAUGAAAACAUAAUAACAAGAAAAGACGAAAAACAAUAAUAUCGAGUAAAAGUUUUCCCCACAAAAGUAAACGAAAAUCGAAGAAAAAAGAGGAAGGAAAAUAUAUUCCAACACAACGAAUUUCCAUCAAGAUAAGGCCGGCAAGAAGAAGAAACACAUUUCUUUUUAGACAAUUUUGGAGCUUUGAACUUGAUAAGAGGCUACGGAGAGAGUUUGAGGUGAUUUCAGGCGCUCUCCAUGCUGUGUAUUCAUUGCUCACUGUUCCACAUCGAUCAUUCGCCGUCGAUGUCGUCGUCGUCGGUGUAUUGAAAACAUGCCACUUACUCAUUGUUUGAAUUAAUGAUUACCAUACCGAUCAUAAUGAUGAAUGUAGAUUCUUAUUAUUGAUAUUGAGAAGUGUGAAUUGUUUUGGGUGAAAUUGUAAAUUGAGUGAAAUUUUAAAAAUUGGGAGAAAGUAUUUCAAUAGAAUUUUCAGAAAAAAGUGAAUUUUAAUCGACCACAAGUGGGUGCAAAUGGAUAACAAGUAUUGCGGAAAUAUUUAAAUAUAAUUUCUCAUCAUUUUUGAAAUUUGAUGCUAGAAAAUAGACAGCAACGACGAUCAACUACCGCAAUUUUUUAAUUUAGUCGACACUAAACUUGCAACCAUUGGCCACAGCAGGCCGGCCAAGAGCGCACACGCUGUUCCGUCUCAACACAACUUGUUCACUUACAACAUUCAGCUGGCAACCUAGAAGACGACGUAUUUUUACUGCAACCCAGACACCACCAAAACCCCCCAUAACAAUGGACUCCACAGACAUUGGCUGCACUUACUCAAUGGACGAUAGUUACAAGUCGCACAGUGGCACCUCGUUGAAUUACAGCACCGACAUCAAUGCCAUCAGUGUGGAUCUGCCUGUAACAUCGGACGAUGGGAUUUCGACAUGCAGCAACCGCAAUGGUCUGAAAUAUCUGCCACGAUGGCCAGCGGUCAAUUUGGAGUUUCGUGAUUUGAGUUACAGUGUCUCAGAUGCUAAUCAGGGUAAAAAGAAAAUUCUAAAGAAUAUCAGCGGUGAAUUUAAGUCCCACGAACUAACAGCCAUUAUGGGUCCUUCUGGAGCCGGUAAAACAACGUUACUUAAUUUAUUAGCAGGAUUUGGAAUCUCCAACUAUUCAGGUUACAUCAACAUCAAUCGCAAUCCCCGCGAUCCGCGACUCUUUCGCAAAAUGUCGCGAUACAUCAUGCAAAAUGAUAUUGUGGAUCCAUAUUUCACUGUUAUGGAAGCUAUGAUGUUGGCGGCCAACUUGAAAUUGGGCAGUGAAUUCAAUCGGCAGCAAAAAUUGGAAAUUAUCGAGGAAAUUUUGAAUAUGUUGCGAUUGGAGAAGACGGCGAAUACUGUGGCGGCACGUUUGUCGGGUGGUGAACGAAAACGCCUGUGUGUUGCCAUGGAGUUGGUGAAUAAUCCGCCGGUGCUGUUUCUCGAUGAGCCAACAACAGGUUUAGAUGAUCUCUCCAGUUCCCAGUGUGUGUCGCUGCUACGCCGCCUAGCCCAUUCGGGACGUACAAUAAUAUGUUCGAUUCACACACCGCCUGCCAAACUCUUUCAAAUGUUCGACAAGGUUUAUGUCUUGGCUGAGGGUCAAUGCGUUUAUCAGGGCAGUGUGGGCAACAUUGUGCCGUAUCUAAAGGAAAUUGGACUAUCAUGUCCCAUAACCUAUAAUCCAGCUGAUUUUUUUAUUGAGGUGGCAUGUCGCGAGUACGGUGACUAUCACAAGCAGAUGGUGAAUGCCAUCGAUAAUGGCAAUGUUUAUCGUUGGAUGCCGAACAGCCGCUAUUCGGAAAUGAAAUCAAUAUCGCCGACAACAUCCAACACCACAUCGGGAGCAUCAUCGGGUGCAUCGUCACUCAAUGAAUUGGAACAAUUUGAAAUGGAAAUUGAUAAAAAGGCUCUGCAGUCUCACUGUUCCUGGUGGCUGCAAUAUCGUAUACUCCUGCAUCAUAUGGUGACGAAAAUGUGGCGUGAUAAAUCCUAUAUUAAAUUAAGAUUUUACAUGAAUAUCAUUCUGGGGCUGAUUGUGGGCGGUAUCUAUGUGGGUGUGGGCAAUGAUGCCAGUAAGGCGUUGUUUAAUUUUGGAUUUGCCUUUACCAUUGUGAUAGCGUACCUGUAUUUGCCUCUGAUGCCGGUGUUGGCCCAAUUUCCCACGGAAAUGAAGCUCUUGAAGCGGGAAUAUUUCAAUCAAUGGUACAAUCUGAGUUCCUAUUAUCUGGCCAUGAUCACUUCUCGCUUUCCCUAUAUGUUCCUGUUGGCCGUCAUUUACUUAACCAUGGUCUAUUUGAUGUCAAAUCAGCCUUUAGAAUUAUUUCGUUUUGCCAUGCUCUUUCUGGUGGCCAUACUAACGGCCCAGAUAUCGGAUAGUGUGGGUAUGUUGGUAUCUUCGAGGCUGAGUUUGGUGAAUGCCAUGUUCAUGGGCCCCGUAAUGGCUGUGCCGCUGAUCCUGCUCUCCUGUUAUGGCAUUGGUUAUGGCCGUGAUAUUUCACCGUUUAUGCGUUUCAUUAUGAACUUCAGUUAUUUGCGCCACAGCAUGGAAGCCUUGGUGGAAACAUUGUAUGGCUAUAAUCGUGCGGACACCAUUUGCCCACCGACGGAGGUCCUGUGCCUAUUCAAAAAUGCCAAAUUCUUGCGUGAAAUCUUGGGCUAUGUCAAUCUUAACUAUUGGUCCUCGAUAUUCUUUUUGGUAAUCUAUUACAUCGUCUGUACCUCGCUGGCUUUUGUGCUAAUCAAACAUCGUUUGUCCGCAUCGAACGGUGCCACAAAUCGCAUCUUUCAAUACAUCAAUCAUAUGUUGGUGAAAUAUUUAAAUUUCACCACCUAUAAAUACUGAUGGGUGGGUGUGUGAUAUUGAAGUGGCUGGCCAAUUUUGAAUUUAUUUCCUUUUAAUAAAUUUUGUGAUGGCUGCCUCAGCUGGGAUUUGAAUAACUUCUUAAGCACAGGAGAUGUACAAAGAAUGUAGUUUUAAGUAGCUAUUGGGGUUGUUUUAACUUAAUAUCCUAUGGGAAAUAGUAGCCUUGUCAGCAGCUGUCAGAUGUUAUGCCAUGGAAGGCACUUGCUUAGUUGUGGGACAUAAUGUGGCCUAUUGAAACAUAUGAGACAUCAAAUAUGUCCAAGUCAGGAUCAAUUUAAUUAAAACAGACGUUUUAUUUCCCAUAGGA